AGCCGCGGCCGCCGGAACACGUCAAGGAUGAGUCCACCACAAGACAGAAGCCGGAAUUCCUGCGGCAGCGAGACUCUGGCAAAGUGCCUUCAGGCCAGGAAGGACUUGGAGACGGCCAUUUCUGGGAUUGUCAAGGCCGAACAACAGAUUAAAGACAACUGGAGAGAGGUGAAGGCCAAGAUCCACAGCCACAUCAGCCGGCAGCUGGAGUGCCUGCGCAGCCGCGAGGUCUGGCUCUUCGAGCAGGUCGACCUCAUCCAGCAGCUCAAGGAGGAGGCCUUGCAGCAGCAGGCCCAGCAGCUCUACUGGUACUUGGGACAGUUCAAUUGCCUUAUCCACCAGCUGGAGCGCUCCUACAGCAACGAGCUGGCAAACCAGAUUUCAGUUUGCCUGGAGAGACUGGGAAGUCUUACUCUUAAACCAGAGGAGUCUUCUGUCCUGAACUUCGAGGCCGAUACAUCUUACCUUCGCCAGGCUAUUACCUCAUUUGGCUCCAUUAAAACCAUGCAGACCUCAGAGAGAGAGAAUAGUUCUCCCUGGUUUCACGGGCAGAAUUGCACCCUAAUGAACUGUGAACAGAAGGCCCUGUACGGGACAGUGGGUGCCUCGCUGGCCGACUGGCUACUCGGAAGCAGCCCCGGGGGCGUUCGCCAGGCUCCGUACGUGCCCAGCACCAACCUUGAGGACUGGGUGCUGCAGAAGCCCCUGGGCGCAGCAGACCCCAAGCAGGAUUUGCAUUCGCCCAAAGUUUGUUAUUUUGAGCAAGCCUGGGGAAAUCUGAAAGAUUUGGAGCACUGGCUCCUGAAGAAUCAACAGCACGAUGCCACUCAGAAGGCAGAUUCCCGGGGCCGCAAGGACUCCACCUCGACCUCCAGCUCCACCUUUUCCAUUGAAAAGAUUGAGGAACUGGAGUCCUUGGGGCAAGAAGAGAUGGACCUCUCCGACUGGCUGCUAACGUCUGACACAGAAGAUGGAAAUAGUGCUUCGGAUGAGAGAUGGAAGAAUGAGUUUAGACCUUUUAAGGAAGAAUUCCGUCUAAGUGAUUGGCUCGCCAAAGCCGAAGCGUGUACCAGCUGUUGUGGCAGCCAGGCCAAAGGCGUGGAAAUCGAGAACCUGGGAAACCUCAAGUGCCUCAACGAGCAUCUCGAUGGCAAGAAAGCGCCCGCCGCGGCGUCAGCUGCCAGUGCCUGGCUUCUGCAGCCGCCGCCGGCGCCGUUCACCGUGCAGGAGGUGUGCCGGGCCAACGAGCCGUGCGCCAGCCUGGCCGAGUGCGUGUGCGACGAGCCCUGCGGGCGGGAGGCGCUGUGCGCCUGGCUGCUGCGCAGGGACGCCAGGGACAAGAACGGGGUGCCCGUGGCCCUGCCAGCGGCUCCCAGUGCCGUGGAGGAGGCGGCGGCRCGCGGCGCCUGGCUGCACCCCUCGCACCGCGGCGCCCUGUCCGCCGAGAAGGCGGAUCGUUCAGCGGAGACAGCGGAGCCCCUCAAGGCGCUGCUCGAGCGGCCCCUCGCCAGCUGGCUAGCCCGCCCGGAGCACGGAGCGGAACGUGCAGAGGAAAAGGCCAGCAGGGAAGAAGCAGAUAAUAGUUUCAAGAACCCGUUCCUGGACCUCUUGGCUCCGUUCCACCUGCCCCUGAACGUAAACAGCUGGGUGCUGACGUCAAACAGCCUGGAAAACGCCGAGCCGCCUCCCGUGGAAGAUAAAUGGCUGCUGCGCAAGAAAGCACAAGACUUCGGACUCCCUACAGUUUGUGACCUUUUUGCCUGUAUGAAACUGAGUGGAGACAAAGACAAAUGGCUGUACCAGACUCCUCUGCAGAUGUGAAGACUCCGAAGCGUUGGAAUUGUCCCCUUCCUGCUGAUUAAUCGCACAUCCAUGCUGAGUGACUGCAGCCAGAUGAAUUCUUGUG
Nothoprocta perdicaria is the source of this 1906-nucleotide messenger RNA. It is a transcript of the gene NCOA4, whose product is annotated as nuclear receptor coactivator 4. Gene Ontology annotation, biological process: response to hormone; intracellular iron ion homeostasis. The record is from RefSeq and is a predicted model, not a curated record. Gene Ontology annotation, molecular function: transcription coactivator activity. The transcript has 10 exons. The coding region runs from base 28 to 1821 and encodes 597 amino acids. Lineage: Eukaryota; Metazoa; Chordata; Aves; Tinamiformes; Tinamidae.